Molecule: messenger RNA, 2179 nt
Organism: Balaenoptera acutorostrata (minke whale)
Lineage: Eukaryota; Metazoa; Chordata; Mammalia; Artiodactyla; Balaenopteridae
Gene: LIPT1
Product: lipoyltransferase 1
Exons: 2
Coding region: 120-1241 (373 amino acids)
Biological process (GO): protein lipoylation
Cellular component (GO): cytoplasm; mitochondrion
Molecular function (GO): lipoyltransferase activity
Source: RefSeq, a predicted model, not a curated record
CCCCGCGGGCCGGGGCGGCGGGCGGGGCGGCAGCGUGCGCAGCCGGACGGGCUUCUGGGUCGCACGCGUCCUUCCCCCGCGGGACCGCGCGCGACUUGGCCGCGACCGGAAGCCUCAGCAUGCUGAUCCCAUUUUCAAUGAAGAAUUGCUUCCAGUUACUUUGUAACCUCAAGGUCCCAGCAGCUGGUUUUAAAGACACAGUUAAAAGUGGGCUCAUUUUACAGUCAGUUUCCAAUGAUGUUUACCAAAACCUGGCUGUAGAAGACUGGAUCCAUGACCAUAUGAAUUUAGAAGCCAAGCCGGUUCUUUUCUUUUGGAGGAAUUCUCCCUCUGUUGUAAUUGGUCGGCAUCAGAACCCUUGGCAGGAAUGUAACCUGAAUCUGAUGAGAGAAGAAGGUGUAAAACUAGCUCGGAGGAGAAGUGGAGGAGGAACAGUCUACCAUGAUAUGGGUAACAUCAACUUGACUUUUUUUACAACCAAAAAAAAGUACGAUAGGAUGGAAAAUCUAAAAUUAGUUGUUAAAGCUCUGAAGGCUGUCCAGCCGCAGCUGGAUGUGCGGGCUACCAAAAGGUUCGACCUUUUACUUGAUGGACAGUUUAAAAUCUCAGGAACAGCUUCCAAGAUUGGCAAGGCUGCUGCUUAUCACCACUGCACUUUGCUAUGCAGUACCGAUGGGACCUUCUUGUCAUCUUUGCUGAAGAGCCCUUACCAAGGGAUCAGGACCACUGCCACCGCGAGCACACCUGCCUUAGUAAAAAAUCUUAUGGAAAAAGAUCCCACUCUGACCUGUGAAGCAGUGAUAAAUGCUAUUGCCACAGAGUAUGCUACAUCUCAUCAAAUCGAUGAUCACAUUCACCUAAUAAACCCAACAGACGAGACACUGUUUCCUGGAAUAAACAGCAUAGCCAAAGAACUACAGACCUGGGAGUGGAUAUAUGGCAAAACUCCAAAGUUCAGUGUAAACACUUCCUUCAAUGUGUUAUAUGAACAUUCACACUUGGAAGUUAAAGUAUUCAUAGACAUAAAGAAUGGAAGAAUUGAAAUCUGUAAUAUUGAAGCACCUGACCAUUGGUUGCCGCUGGAAAUACGUGACAAGUUAAAUUCAGGUUUUAUUGGUAGUAAAUUUUGCCCAAUUGAAACGACUAUGCUUACAAGUGUAUUACGUAGAACAUGUCCAGAAGAUGACGAGCUACACGGUAAAUGGAAUAUGCUCUGUGAAAAAAUUAAGGGAAUAAUGUGAUUCCAAGUAAAUUUCUUAACAUUGACAGUUUCAAUGAGAAAAUUAAAAAUGUUUACAGUACAUUGUAUGUCUCUUAAAAUAAGAAAGACCUCGUCUCCUUCAGUAACUUCUCCCUAUUUGAAAUUGUCUAUCACCUAUCCUAGUCCAUAUUUCCCAUUGACCUCUAAGAUACUCUCUCUCUGUCUUUAUUGAUUUUAAUACCUGGCUGCAUUUGUAUUUCACCUCCUUCCUCUGUUACCAUCUUGGGGUUGUAUACCAUAUUGGACACUCUGACCUCAGAGUUAGUUCUCUUUCUUACUGCUAGGGAAUAUAACCCCAGCUUCUUGCCACCUCUGAUACCUUAAACUCUAAAAUUCUCCCGUUUUCGUUGUUUCCUUAUCCUUCCAUCCUCUCCCAUUAAACCCAGCUUAUUGCACUUUUCUAAGCCAAUAACUUUUCCUCAAGUCUCUUGCUUCAACUCCAUUUCUUACCAGCAUUCUCAUUUGUUUCUCUUGACCUAUCAUAGCCACCCUUUUUUUUUCCCAACAAUUGAUUUCCACUCCUAUACCCAGAUGGCAGGCAAUGCUAGAAGAAAAUUCACAUAAUCUAUAGUUUUCAACUUGUAUUUCUUUGUUCUGUUGGUGCCAGAUUCGACUCACCUGUUGACUCCCCCUCAUUCUUCAGAGGCCUUAUUCGUAAAUGUUCCCACUUUUCCUAAGCUCAGAAUUCCAUUACUCUUAAUCUGGUCACAAACCUUGAUUUAUAAUUUGAGAGUGGAGGCUUUCAGAAAUGAGCUCCUUCAGUGCUCCCGUGUUCUCUACUUCAACUUUUCUCAUUUCAUUCAAUCUCGAAGAAUUGGCUUGAGAAUUGGCUUGUGGCUUUUUCCUCUCCAGCCUGUUUGUCUGUGCUUUGUAUUGUACUAUCAGUUAUUUAUCUCCUUUAUCUUGCCUAAGUCUCUC